Molecule: messenger RNA, 2928 nt
Organism: Cavia porcellus (domestic guinea pig)
Lineage: Eukaryota; Metazoa; Chordata; Mammalia; Rodentia; Caviidae
Product: alpha-1,3-mannosyl-glycoprotein 4-beta-N-acetylglucosaminyltransferase-like protein MGAT4E
Exons: 4
Coding region: 871-2208 (445 amino acids)
Biological process (GO): protein N-linked glycosylation
Molecular function (GO): acetylglucosaminyltransferase activity
Source: RefSeq, a predicted model, not a curated record
GCUGAGCAGAGGGAAUAGGGAGUGAAGAGAGACACUGACAGGGGCAACGCUGUCAAGCUAAACAGUGCAUCACAGAAGUGAGGCAGAACAUGAAACACGAAUUCUGGCAAGUGUUUUGCUUUUCGCGUUUUCCACUAGAAAAGAACAGAUCUUCUCAUAGUGAUAGGAGUGGUCCAGGAGAGAGAAGGGAUCAGAUGCAAGAGAAAGAGGGAUGCAGUGGGGGCCUUGAAAACAUGGAGAGCCAUGGGAGUCCUGGCACAAAGGUCAUGGGACCAAGGGGAGAGAAAGAGAGACUAUGGCAGAGCCACAAGGAAGAGCAGGAUGAGCUGAGUGGGGGUGGCAAUUCUCUAUCCCUUCCCUCCACUAAAGGAUAGUGCUAUUGCUGGUCUAUAGCGAUGGGUAAUGAAAAGCCACUGAUGAUGAAGCUGUGACACUGAGCUUGUGAGGCUGUGAUGCUGGGGGCGAGCAGCAAGGACACAAGAGGAGCAUCACAGUGGGAGCUGAGCUCAAGGAUGGACACUGCAGAGACCUCAGCCGGCUGCACCAGGCUCACCUCUGUGAGCUCCUGGGUGCCUGAGUGCAUAGCCCACCACGGCUCUUCUUGAACUUUCUCGGGGCCUCUUCCAGAAGCCCACAGAACUCGAAUGAGAGCAAUCCUUUCACCUGCCUGGACAGCAGCGACGCAGAAGGGACGGAAGUUCAGAGCUCUGUCUGUGGUGAAGUCCUUUAACCACAAUUGUAAAGCCACUUUAUUCAGUAUAUGAGAAGUCUCUUUCUUUCUUCCUGUCACAUAGACAUUUAUAUCUGAAUCAUCUACGUGACAAAAAGUCUUUGCUAAAAGAAGCCAGGAACCGUACCUGGGCAGACACCAUGCGGUGUACCAGUAGGAGCUGCUUCCUAACCUCAGCAGGUGUCAUGCUCUUGUGGCUCUUCAUCACUCUGCAGAUCCCCAAGGAGACUGAAGAUAGCCGAGAUGUGAUGACUAUGAAAGGCCAAGAGACCAGUUAUGACAGUAAGAACUUUAAGCCACUGGAAGACUGGCACACCAUCACCUUGAAAUAUACACAAAAACUCCAGAAGAAAAGGAAAACGUGGCUCACGGUGGGGAUCUCCGCGGUGUCACGACAGGACCCAAACAGCCUCUUGUACACGCUGGCCUCCCUGUACGGCUCCUCCUCCGCAGCCGAGCAGAAGCGUCUCACGGUGCUGGUGCACCUGGCAGAUUCUGACCUCGCCUGGCUCAAAGACACUACUGCCCGAAUCUCCAGCCUCUACCACGCGCACAUCUUGGCAGGGCAGCUGCUGCUGAUCCACGCUCCGCCUGAUGCCUACCCUGCCCAGGUUGGCGAAGGCCACUCUAAACAGAACGUAGACCACGCGUUCCUGAUGAGCUUCGCCGCGAGGCUCUCCGACUACUUCCUGUUAAUAGGGGAGGGUGUCUUUUGUGCCCCCAACUUUGUCACACACAUUUAUUCCAAGGUGAUGACCCUGAAUCCCAGUCCAUGGGCGCUGCUGGAGUUCUCGAAUAUGGGCACCACUGGCAAACUCUUCCAUAGCAGGGACCUCCCUGUGCUGGCCCACUUCCUCCUCCUCUUCCACGGGGAGAAGCCCCUGGACAGGCUGAUCCUUCAUUUCCGCACCCUCCUGGUCCAGGAAAAUCAGAUCCUCAGCAAACCAUUCCUCUUCCACCACAGGUUGUCCCACCCCACCUUGCAUGACAAAAAGGACACAGUAGUUCAGAAAAAGAACCCUUACGGUCCUAGCAACCCCCCUGCAUCUGUCUUUACGGAUAUGGUCAUUUCUGAUGCUCACUUCCCCUGGGAGGCCUACACCCUGGACGAGUCAUUCUUCUGGACAAACAGCAUACACAUAGGGAACCACUUGACAGUGGUUUUGAACCACCCAGCUAGGCUGAGCAGAGUGCAGGUGAUGACAGGCUCCCUCGUGGAAGGAAAGUACGCUCUAGCAAAGGGGCAGGUGGAGCUGGGCUAUGGCCCCCAGAGGAUGCCUCAGGACUGUGCCAGCUUCGAGCUGCUGGGCUGGCUCUCAGAAGGGCAGAUGGACCGGGAGCUACUGCAGGAAAGUGCAGCGGACCCCGUGAGCUGUGUGAGGCUGGUGGUGAAAGCCAACCAAGCUGGUGGUCUCAUGAUCAGGCACAUCUACCUCUGGGAGAAAAAUGCCACGAAGGAGAAAACGGAUCAGAGUUGAUGGUGAAAUCAGUAAGAGUACACAAAAUAAAAUCAAGAAGCUGUUUUGUUGUAGUCUGGAUGAGUGACGUAGAGGAGGUACCAGGGAAUGACAGGCAGAGAGAAGACAUUCUUUUGGUGCCCGCAAGAUGUUAGAAGCCUCAUUCCUUUUUCCACCUAAACAGGCAACUCUACCAUGCUACCUUUCAUUAGGGAAAGGCCUUGUUUACUCUCAAGAAUCUUUAGACUUUUAUGAUACUUGAAUCAGCCAGAUAGACCCAAGUACAGUGUACAGUGUACUGUGUGUGUGCCUGUGUGUUUGUGUGUUCACACAGAGAGCUAGGGGUGAGGUUUAAGGUGGUAAGAGGAAGAUGAGUGAGGAAAUCAUGGGGAGUCUUAAGAAACGACAUCAUAGGAAGCCAAGAAAAGGAUUCUCAUUAGAAAUUGAACUCUCUGAAGUUCAGGAAAAGAGCAAAAGAACCCAUAGCAAUAAAGCUAGAUCUUUAUCCUUUUAAACUGCUUCAUAGUGCUGCUCUGGUUCCCUCCUUUCUUCAGCAACAAACUUGGGCAAUAGUGUGUAACUAAAGCUUCCCUUUUGAUUGGUAAUUCAAUUUGUAAGGUCCCCCAGCUUGCUGCUUCGUACACUAUGCUACUGAAACUCUUCCCUGCUUGUAAUGCCCAAAAUAGUCAAAAUCCAAUGGCAUUUUUCAAAUUUCAUUUUUCUUGGUUCUAUGUAGCAAUA